Messenger RNA from Thrips palmi, 3680 nucleotides. RefSeq names its product pyruvate dehydrogenase phosphatase regulatory subunit, mitochondrial-like. Gene Ontology annotation, cellular component: mitochondrion; cytoplasm; mitochondrial matrix. Bases 756 to 3437 code for a protein of 893 amino acids. Gene Ontology annotation, molecular function: oxidoreductase activity; protein binding. The record is from RefSeq and is a predicted model, not a curated record. The transcript has 18 exons. Lineage: Eukaryota; Metazoa; Arthropoda; Insecta; Thysanoptera; Thripidae.
AGGUGAGGGGGGCGCGGGGAGCGGAGCGGGGCCCCCGAACGUGUCCGAACAAGCUCCGAAGUUACCCGAGGUCACCCGAGCGACCGCCGAGCCGAGACUCGAGGACAGCCGAACCGCGGUCCGAAAGCACCCGAGAGCGUUCCCGAGCGAACGACAGACAAAUGCUCACGCUAAGAAUAUCUCUUGUGUUUAUUUCUCAAUGAUUUUCAAAUGUCUUUGCAUUAUUUAUGGGUUUUGAUUAAGUUGCAAAUAUGAAGUCGAGAGCUUCAUCGCACGGGCAUUUGCCACCCAAGCGCCACUUCCAUUAUCCUAGACAAACAAGACCGAUCAGCUGUUUUUUAUUUUUGAAAGAAAAAAGCUGCAGCGGCUGCUACGAGGAGUACCAACAGAACGGCAAUUACGUCUUGAUCAAAGCUAAUAGUUUUUCCAUUCUUUUGAAAUGACAUUCAUGCUAUCCACAACAAGUUUGUGGUGCUUAUUUCAGCCACCGUUUAGCUGGUAAACUCAUAUCAGUGAAAGUUCUAAAUAAUUUCUUAUUUCCAAAAGUGAAAGAAUGAUUAUUCGCAGUGCAGCAGUAGGCUAAACGUCUUCUGCUAGCUGGAAGUUCUGAACUACAGAAUGUGAUAAAUAUGGAAGCUGUAUGCUUUGCUUAUGGGCGGCAUAGCCAAAUGUCACAAUUCUCAAAGAUUGGGUCAUGCUUUUGCAAGCAAACUCUAGCAAUUUGCAACUGUGAUGAACGAUAAAAAUAUUUCACAAUGACAGCUUACUUAUGUCCGAUGUGCAACCAGUUUGGAAAUAUGGCCCGCUCACUAGGAAAAUUCCAAACUUGGCACCAAGCGUCAUCCAUGGGUGUUUCUACUAGAGGCCUUGCAUCCAAACAGCUGCCAUCAGAAGCACAAGUUGUCGUUUGCGGAGCAGGAAUUGUUGGCAAUUCUGUUGCUUAUCAUCUAGUCCAAAAUGGUCUGACUGAUGUAUUAGUUAUUGAUAAAGACACCAUUGGAAGUGGUACAUCUCACUUCAGCUCAGGCACUUUAGGAUUAUUUAAACCUACUCAUACCCGGGAAAUCAUUAUGAACAGUAUAAAGCUGUACCGCCAACUGCAAGCUCAAGGAUUUGAUAUCGGUCUCCGUGAAUGUGGAAGUCUAAACCUGGCACAGACUCAUGAGCGAAUGAUUGCAUUGAGGAGGCGAAUGGCAUACAAUGCUCCCUCAGGGCUUCAUUGUGAGGUUGUGAGUCGCGCUGAACUUCAGAAAUUGCACCCACUACUGUUCUCCGAUGACUUGGAGGGAGGGAUAUGGGUAGAGGAGGAUGCUGUUGCCCAGCCUCAGUCAAUAUGUCAUGCUCUUGCCACUCUUGCUCAAACUGGUGGAGCAAAGUAUGUAGAGCAUUGUGAGAUGGAGCAAAUUCUUAUCAAGGAUAGAAAAGUGUACGGAAUGAAAACAAAUCUUGGUACAGUGAAAUGUGAAUAUUUUGUAAACAGUGCGGGCAUGUGGGCUCGUGACUUGGGUCUUAAAAGCAACCCUCGAGUUGCUAUUCCUGCUUAUCCAGCAGAGCAUUUCUACGCAAUCACUGAACCAUUUGAUGUUAACUCAAACUUGCCGUGUGUGAGAGAUUUUGAUUCUAGUAUCUAUGCUCGCGAAUUUAAUGGCGGUGUUCUUGUUGGAGGUUUUGAGUUGGAAGCCAAACCUGCAUUUACAGAUGGUUUAGGUAUACCCAAAAAUUGGAAAGAAAGAGAUACAUCAGAUUGGACUCAUUUCCGGCCUCUAUGGGAAAAGGCUGUCCACCGAAUGCCCGUUUUAGGGAAAGUUCCAACGCCUCACUUGCUAAGCUCUCCAGACAACUUCACACCAGAUGGAAGAUGGGUUAUUGGUGAAGCACCUGAGGUUCGUAAUUAUUUGGUGGCUGUGGGUAUGAAUGGCAAUCCCUUGGAAGGUGGUGGAGGCAUUGGGCGAGCAGUAGCAGAAUGGAUCAUUGAAGGAGAACCCACACAAGAUUUACUCUCUUUCAGUGUUCAAAGGUUUCUAGAUCUCCACAAUAAUAGGCAGUAUCUUCAAGAACGCACAAAAGAAGUGGUAGGACGACAUUAUGCAAUAAUGCAUCCUAUGCAAUGUGAAUACAAUCACGCUCGGAAGCUUCGAUGUUCACCCCUUUACAGUGUUUUAGAAAGGUAUGGAGCAGUAUUUGGAACUCGAAUGGCCUUUGAAAGGCCACUGUAUUUUGAUUCUUCACAACAACAUUGGGAUAAGCCUGCCCAAAUGCCACCAGGAACAUUUUACAAACCCAAGUUCUUUAAGUAUAUGCAAGAAGAGUUUCAAGCCUGUCAAGAAGGAGUUGGAAUUAUUGAUAUGUCUUCUUUUUCCAAAAUUCUAAUCAAGUCAAACGGUCCAAGUGUGCUGGAAUACUUACAACGCCUUUGUUCAAAUGAUGUCAACAUACCAGUUGGUGGUAUUGUUCACACUGGUAUGCAAAAUGAACGAGGUGGUUACGAAAACGAUUGCAUCCUCGUUCGGCAAGACAAGUAUUGUUUCUUCAUGGUUUCCCCCACUUCACAACAAACACGGGUGUUUGAAUGGAUGAGAAGCCAUUUAGACUCUGAUGGAUCUGUGACACUUAAAGAUUUGACUUCAAUGUACACUGUGAUUAAUGUUGUGGGACAUAAAUCAAGGCAACUUCUGUCAGAGCUCUCAAAUGCAGCACUGAACCUUCACUCAUUCACCUACCGAAAAGUGAAUGUGGGCUAUGCAUCAAACGUCCUUGUAAUGGCAUUCACACACACAGGAGAACCUGGCUACUGCCUGUACAUACCAUCAGAGUAUGCCCUCCAUGUGUAUGACCGCCUAAUGAAAGUUGGGCGAGAUUAUGGAGCCCGGAAUGUUGGUAUGCUAACACAACGGUUCAUGCGCAUUGAGAAAUUCAUACCAUUUUGGGCUGAAGAUCUGAACAGUGAAACAACUCCAUUCGAAACUGGAAGUGGAUAUCUAGUGAAGCUUGAUAAGGAGUACUUUAUUGGAAAGUACGCACUAACUCGUCAGAAGAAGGUUGGUGUAACUAAAAGACUAGUUAUGUUUAGUUUGGAUGAGGUUGAUCCAGACAAGGAUGUAUGGGCCUGGGGUGGGGAGCCCAUAUACCGCAACAAAGAGUUUGUUGGCACACUUACAUCUGCUGGAUACGGUUUUACUGGAAACAAAAUAAUUGGCCUUGGCUUUGUAACUAAACCAGGCCUUCUUGCUCAAAAUAAGAAAGCAGAUGCAAGAACAGAAGAUGAGUUUAUAAUUACACCCGAAUGGAUCACUGAGCCAGGAGCUAGAUAUGAGAUUGAUAUUGCAGGCCACCUGACAGUAGCUACACCACAUAUAUAUGUGCCAACCUUCACAGCAAUGGCAAUAGAAGAAAAACAAGGGAAAAGUUACCGCCCUACAGUUGUAAAAUCGUCUUGAUGACUUCAGGCAGUUUCUACAUUUGGCUGUGAAACAUUGUACUUAGUUUCAUCAUUUGUACUUAAGUAAUAGAAGUUCGGCUUCUUUGAAUUAACUAGUCUUACCUUGCCAAAGACAAUAAGUGUUAACAUGCCCACCUUUCACUUGAGAGUGUGGGUCACUAAAAUUCCCAGACAGCAGUUUUCAGAAAAGUUGUGAGAUUAAUGAGCAAGAGGAGCAUAUUAAAAACAUGCCAAUUUUGGA